This is a messenger RNA of Ceratina calcarata, 1834 nucleotides long. RefSeq lists its product as uncharacterized. The transcript has 7 exons. Gene Ontology annotation, biological process: regulation of apoptotic process. The record is from RefSeq and is a predicted model, not a curated record. Bases 878 to 1735 code for a protein of 285 amino acids. Gene Ontology annotation, molecular function: protein binding. Lineage: Eukaryota; Metazoa; Arthropoda; Insecta; Hymenoptera; Apidae.
UUUUACCUAAAUCCAUUAUUAAUAAGUGAAAAUUAAUCUUGAAUGUCCCAUUAUUAAAAAUGGAUCAUCGUGAAAAAUAUUGUUCAACUUCGAUCGUUUACAACUUCAUUAAUAAAGAACGGAUUCACUUUGUUCGCAGCUUAAAUUAAAGAUUCAAGUUUCCUCUUUAAUUAAGUUCUUUUGAUAAUUUUAGAUGAAUCGAAUCUUAAGUAAUGAAAAUCAAUUUUCCAGUACACCUUACAAAAUUUUAAAAAUCCUAUCCUAACGAAAACUCAUUCAUUUCACUCAAACUCAAAUCAUUUCAUUUCAGCUGCUUAUAACUUUGUUAAUAAUGAAUGUAUUUACUUCAUUCGCGGCUUAAAUUAACCCUUUCGCUUCAAGCGCCGGAUAUAUCCGGCAUCUACACGGUCAUCCACGGAAAUUCCGUUCGGUGACGGCACUUUGGCGGACUGGACUGCCGACGCGAAAGGGUUAGGGCUUCUGCUCUCUGCUUUAAUUCAAUUUGUCUUGCAAUUUUAGCUAAAGCAACUCUUACGAAGUGAUUUAAAAGAAAUUCGCAUUGAAUCUCACAAAAACUGUACGCUACCUAUAUACACUUUUCUUACCUCUGAUAUUGUCUAAUUAACUGCAACGCGAACAUGUCUCCUUUCACGUCGAUCGUAUUUACAAUUUCAACGCGUCCCAGAAAUACAAUUUAUUACCAGUGCCGUUUGAUAACCCGUUAAGAUCACAUUUUUGUAUCGGCUUCAAUCCUGAAUCGGAACCCCAUCGAUGGUGGAAACAAUUUCAAAGAAUCUCUAAUUACCUUCAGUUUCACGUUUCAACGUUCGAACGAGCCAGGAGGUUUGAUUUCGGAUUCGAACCGUUCAUUCGAUCGAUGUACCCGAACGUUUUCAAAGAUGCAUCGGUCCUUAUAUUCUUCUACCUCACACCGUCCCUUUCCCAGAAGAUGUUCACCGAAGUCGACGUGCCGGAACUGCACCUGUUGGCGUCGAAUUUGAAGCCCGAAGAGUGCGCCAAGCUCGUGCUUUUAAAUUCCGAUCGUGAACCGUCGGAAGAUGAGGUGAAUUCGUUGGCCAGGGAGCAAACGUGCUUCCGCCGAUUGGUGAAAUGGGUCUGCCAGUUGCGCACCGUCACCAGGAACACUUAUCCGAUCUUGAACGAUCUCCUCGAACGUAUCGGCAGGCCGGAUUUGAUCGAAUGCUUGCAGGACUUGAGGGACGGCAGGAAACCUUUGGUGGUUCGCCAAGCCGAUGAGUCGGAAGAUUACGAGGCCGAACCUACGACGGCGGCAACGGCGUCUGCGAAAUCGAAGGAGGAAAACAAUCAGUUUCCCAGCGAUGCAAUUAAGAAGAUCGGUGGAGGCACGACGUUAAAAGUGACAUUGAAAACCGCCGGUAUAGUCCUAGCUUCCACGGUCCUGCUCACCUGUUGCUGCACCCUAAUAAUACGAAACAGGCUAACAAAAGUUCUAUCAAAAAUCCGAGGAAAGAAGAAGAAAAAUAAAUUGAUAGACGAGACUGAGGACGUGGCCAGGAGCUACUUAAUCCGUAGACCGAGGAGAAUUAAACGGAAACGGGCACCGUCCUACGAAAUGGUGCACACGGCCACGCAAAAUACUUUAACGCUGGGGGCGGCGGAGCCGGUGGUGGAAGAACCGCAGCCGACGCCAGCCUGUUUCAAGUGUUACAAGAAGAAACGGAAGAAAACUGCAAAGAAGCCGCCUCAUAGAUGAAUCGAGCCAACUCGUUUAUCAAAACAGCUGUAUAAAAGAUGUAUUAUAAUUCUCCUCGAUCCACGAUCGUUAAAUAAAUUGAUAAAACUUGUUACACUU